CUGCAAAUUCAAAAAGGUAUUGAUUUUUUUGAAAUUCAGACAUUUUUUCAUAAAAAAAUUUUAAUUUUCCAGGUGCUUUGACAAAAAAAAACGUGCUUCAAAUGAAAAUUGGUGAGUUUUGGGGGGUUUCAAGGCUUAAAAUCUUCAAAUUUUUGAAAUUUCAGAUCAAUUUCUACAAUUAUGGCAGACAACACUCCAAAAAUUUGAUGUUCCGCAAUUUUUGAGGUGAUGAUUUUUCAAAAUUAUUGGAUUUUCAAAUAGAAAUGUGAAAUUUAGAGUUCCAGGAGCAAGAAAAUCUCAAAAUUUUGCUCCAGAACCUUGAAAAUCCCGAAAUUUCGCUCCAGAAACUUGAAAAUCACAAAAUUUCGCUCCAGAACUUUGAAAAUCUCAAAAUUUUGCUCCAGAACCUCAAAAAAUCUUAAAAUUUUGCUCCAGAACCUUGAAAAUCUCAAAAUUUUGCUCCAAGACCCAGAAAAUCAGGUUUUUCACCUCCAAGAGCAAGAAAAUCAGGUUUUUUAGCUCCAGGAGCAAGAAAAUAUGGUUUUUCAGCUCGAGAACCUGGAAAAUCUGGUUUUUCAGCUCCAGGAGCAGGAAAAUCAGGGUUUUUAGCUCCAGGAGCUGAAAAACCAGAUUUUCCAGGUUCUGGAGCAAAAUUUUGCGAUUUUUGAGGUCUUGGAGGAAAUUUUUGUGAUUUUUAAGUUUCUGGAGCAAAAUUUUGUGAUUUCUAAGGUCUUUGAGCGAAAAUUUGAGAUUUUCAAGGUUCUGGAUCAGGGUUUUUAGCUCCAGGAGCUAGAAAAUCACGUUUUUUAGGUUCUGGAGCUAAAAAGCCUGAUUUUCUCGAUCCUGAAGCUGAAAAUCCUGAUUUUCGAGCUCCUCAAACAAAUUUGGACGAUUUUCCGAGUUCUGAAGCGAAAAUACGAGAUUUUCUGAGUCUUGGAGCAAAUAUUAACGAUUUUCUGGAUCCUAAAGCUGAAAGACCAGAUUUUCCAGGUUUUGCAGCUGAAAAACCUGAUGUUUUAGCUCUAGAAUGUAAAUUAUCAGGUUUUUAAGCUCCAGCAGCUUGAAAAGCACAAAUUUUAUCCAGAACCUCAAAAAUCUUCCAAAUUCAUCCCAUCUCCCGAAAAAAACCCAAAUUUUCCCUCUAGGACCUUAAAAAUUUUCCAAAUUUAUCUCAUCUCUCAUUUCUGAGGUCCUGCAGCGAAAAUUUACGAUUUUUCAAGGUCGUGAAGCGAAAAUCCUGUUUUUCUAGCUGCCAACUCCAAAACUCACUACUUCCCAACCACAAACUAAAAAAUAAUGAAAAAUAAAAUUUAAAAAUUUUUUUGUUGGCAAAAAAACACGUUUACGUGAAAAAUUCAAUAAAAAUUUAACAUUUUUGAUUUUUACGAAUUGAAAAGUGGUUGAAUUUUUGUGGAGGAUGAGUUUUUUGCUUCGGCAGCUAGAAAAUCAGGUUUUUUUGCUCCAAGACUUAAAGGGGGUAUACCCUAUUGUCUCUCGUGCAAAGUGUGAUACAUCAUUCGAUUCAGAAUUUUGUGUUUUAUAUGCACAAAAAAAUUUAGCUCCCAAAACGCAUUCUAAGUACACGUUUUUUGCGUCCAAACAGGACCAAAAUCUGCUCGAAAUAAAAAAAAGAACACACAGAAAAGAGAGACGCAGACUCUCGCUGUCUGCUAGCCAGCCAGCAUUUUUUUUGAAUUUUGUGUUCAACAACUACGGUAAGUCUGAAUAUACUGUAAUAAACUUACAAAAAUUUAAAAAAAGAAGAAAAAACAACACACAUUCUGGCUGGCUGGCAGACAGCGAGAGUCUGCGUCUCUCUUUCUUGUGUGUUCUUUUUUUUAUUUCGAGCAGAUUUUGGUCCUGUUUGGACGCAAAAAACGUGUACUUAGAAUCCGUUUUGGGAGCUAAAAUUUUUUGUGCAUAUAAAACACAAAAUUCUGAAUCGAAUGAUGUAUCACACUUUGCACGAGAGACAAUAGGGUUUACCCCCUUUAACAAAUCACAAAAUUUCGCUCCAGAACUUUGAAAAUUACAAAAAUUUGCUCGAGAACCUCAAAAAUCACAAAUUCUCGCUCCAGAACUUUGAAAAUCACAAAAUUUUGCUCUGAGAGCUAGAAAAUCACAAAAUUUUACUCCAGGAGCAAGGAUAUCAGGUUUUUCAACUCCAGGAGCAGGAAAAUCUGGUUUUUUAGCUCAAGGACCAAAAAUAUCGUAAAUUUUUGCUCGAGAACCAUGAAAAUCCCAAAAUUUUGCUCCAAGACCCAGAAAAUCUCGAAAUUUCGCUCAAAAAUUUUUCAUUUCUGAUUUUCCAUGAAAAAUUUCUCUAGAAAAAUAACGAAUUUUCCGAAAAAAAAAAUUCAAAUUUCAAAGUUCAGAACUGAAUAUCUCAAAUUUUUCCAAUUUCAGCUCAACUUCUCAAUUCAUCAAUUCUUCCAACAACAACUACAAGACAAUUUGCUCUAAGUUAA
Molecule: messenger RNA, 2468 nt
Organism: Caenorhabditis angaria
Lineage: Eukaryota; Metazoa; Nematoda; Chromadorea; Rhabditida; Rhabditidae
Source: the annotation of a GenBank genome assembly